UUGGUGUGCGCGCGCGUCGUUCCGGGGCCAGGAACCCGCCAUUGGCGCGGUCGGGUCCCUCGCGUCCGCCUGGCAGAGGGACUGACUGCGGGCGGGCGCGUGUCACAGCCCCUCUCCCCACCGCUAGCAGAGCUCCGUUAUGGCGGAGGCGGACGCGGACGGGGCGAGCGCGGCUGCGGUUGCCGGUUCGGGAGCCGACGGCAGUGGAGAGUCGCCUGCAGUCGAAGGAGGGGGAGCCGGAGCGUUGAGCGAAGAAAAGGAAGCGGCCGCGAAAGGAGCGGAGGCCGCGGGGGACAGUGAGGAGGACGGCGAGGAUGUGUUCGAGGUGGAGAAGAUCCUGGACAUGAAGACGGAGGGGGGUAAGAUCCUGUACAAAGUUCGAUGGAAAGGAUACACGUCGGACGAUGACACCUGGGAGCCCGAGGUUCACCUGGAGGACUGCAAAGAAGUGCUUCUAGAAUUCAGGAAGAAAGUUGCAGACAACAAAGCCAAGCCCGUCAAGAAAGACAUCCAGAGACUCACCUUAAAUAAUGACAUAUUUGAGGCAAACUCGGAUAGUGAUCAACAAAGCGAGACCCAAGAAGACACUUCUCCGAAGAAGAAAAAGAAAAAACUACGGCCCAGAGAAGAGAAGAGCCCAGAGGAUCUGAAAAAGAAAAAGGCAAAGUCUGGGAAAGCCAAAGAUAAACCCAAAACAGACCUGGAGAGCUCCUCUGAAAGCUCGGUUUUUGAUUUAAGGACAAAGAAAAGAAUUUUGGAGGCCAGAGAAGAAUUAAAGGAAUCCAAAAAGCCCAAGAAAGAUGACAUAAGAGAAAGUAAGGAGUUAAGGAAAGGUAAGAAGGGCGAAGUAAGAGAUUUAAAGGCUAACAUAAGAGAAGACUCCAAAGAAGAGAGAAAGGCAAAGAAAGAGAAGUGUGUGGCCCCGCCGCUGGGACCUGAGUCGACCGCGCUGGGCGGGUCCCCGUUUCAGGAGGCGGACAGUGAAGACUCCCAGCCUGAGCACAGGGAAGAGAAACAGACGAAAGGGGCGAAGGAUAAAGCCGCGCCAGAUGCCCUGCCCGAGGCCGGAUUCGAGCAACAGCAGGACGGCGCUCUCAGUGCUGACGAGGAGGAUGCCAGAGCCAAGAGGAAGAAGAAGAAACCGAGAAAGACAGAGGAACCUAAAGAGAGCAGGACGCCGGAGAACAAGAGCCCCCUCUCGGAGAAGAAACCGGUGCAGAAGAAGCAGAGGAAUCAAGACAGGGGCAGAAGUGGCGCCGAGGCGGAGAAGCUGGCGCCCGCGUCGCCCCCCGCGCAGAGCGGCUCCCGACCGGGUGCGGAUUCCCCGGAGGAGGAGAAAGAGACCCAAAAAAAUGAACCCAAAGAAAAAUACCAGAAAAGGCAGGAUUUGGACAAGGACGAAAAAGGCCGAAGAGAGCCCAAGGCCUUGAAGCCAUUUAAGGAAAUCAGAAAUGCAUUUGAUUUAUUUAAAUUAACUCCCGAAGAAAAAAAUGAUUCUCCUGAGAAUAGUCGGAAAAGAGAAGAAAUACCACCGGAUUGUCAAGUCACCGAGGAUCAGAAGAGCAAGGAGAACAAGCAGGCCCUUAAAGGAAGGAGAGGCGCUCGAGAUGAGGCCGACACGUGGGCCUUCAUAGCUGCAGAAGGCGAUCAGGAGGCUCUGGACAGCGUGUGCCCGGCGGACGAGAACCCUGAUGGCAGACAACAGAUUUUGAGUUUGGGCAUGGAUUUGCAAUUGGAAUGGAUGAAAUUAGAGGAUUUUCAAAAGCAUCUUGAUGGGGAAGAUGAGACUUUCACUCCUACGGCAGAUGCGAUUCCAAGUAAUUUAUUGAGGGAUGCUGUGAAAAAUGGGGAUUAUAUUACUGUGAAGGUUGCGCUUAAUUCAAGUGAAGAGUACAACCUGGAUCAGGAGGACGCGAGCGGGAUGACGCUGGUGAUGCUCGCCGCGGCCGGGGGGCAGGACGACCUGCUGCGGCUGCUGCUCCGAAAGGGAGCCAAGGUGAACGGCCGGCAGAAGAACGGGACCACGGCGCUCAUCCACGCCGCCGAGAAGAACUUUUUAACCACAGUGGCUAUUCUCUUGGAAGCGGGAGCGUUUGUAAAUGUCCAGCAGAGCAACGGCGAGACGGCUCUCAUGAAGGCCUGCAAGCGGGGGAACUCGGACAUCGUGCGGCUUGUGAUAGAGCGCGGGGCGGACUGCAACGUCCUGUCAAAGCACCAGAACAGCGCGCUGCACUUCGCGAAGCAGAGCAACAACGUGCUGGUCUACGACCUGCUCCGGAGUCACCUGGAGACACUUUCGAGAGUGGCGGAAGAAACCAUCAAGGACUAUUUUGAAGCUCGUCUGGCUCUCCUAGAGCCGGUUUUCCCAAUAGCAUGUCACCGCCUCUGUGAGGGGCCGGAUUUCUCAACAGACUUCCAUUACAGACCCCCACAGAACAUACCGGAAGGCUCCGGCAUCCUGCUGUUCAUUUUCCACGCAAACUUUUUGGGUAAAGAGGUUAUUGCUCGCCUCUGUGGACCAUGCAGUGUGCAAGCUGUCGUUUUAAAUGACAAAUUUCAACUUCCUGUUUUUCUGGACAGUCACUUCGUGUACUCCUUCAGCCCUGCCGCGGGCCUCAAUAAACUCUUCAUAAGGUUGACAGAAGCGCCCUCCGCUAAGGUGAAGUUACUCAUAGGUGCAUACCGCGUGCAGCUGCAAUGACCAAAACAGAGUUGGGAAAGUUAUUUUCGAACCUGUUUCUAACCACUCUUCGAAGCAGUUUAGAAUUCUGGCACAGCUCACACUUUCCAAGUGUCAGGUUUCUAAUUUCUGUGCAAGGUGGGACCCAGUGGGUCUAAGCUGCUCCACACACAAGCAGUGUCCUGAAACCUCCGUGCUGCGUCCAGACUGUAUGUUCAUGUAUUUCCACAAUGUGGAGUGGUACAUACAAGGAUUAUUUAACAAAAUUAAAACUUUUCUAACUUCAAAGUUUUUUAUAAGCCCUAUUGAAUUACUGAAUUUUUAUAUUUAAAAAAGAAAAAAAAAAUCCAGUGUGGGAGUUGCCACUGUGGCUUUGCAGAAGCAAACCCAACUAGUGGCCAUGGGGCAUGCAGUUUUGAUCCCUGGCCCUGCUCAGUGUGUUAAGGAUUCGGUGUGGCUGUGGCUGUGACCUAGGCCAGCAGCUGUAGCCCCGAUCAGACCCCCUAGCCUGGCAGCUGCCAUGUGCCUCUGGUGUGCCCCGCCCACCCCACCCAGUGGGUGCAUCCCAUUAAAGCUACCUGGGCCCCAAGUCAGGGUGUGGCCUGGCUGCCCUGAAGGACUAAACUAAGGUGGGGUGGGUUUGAGGGAGGAGGUUUGACCUAUUCCCAGGUUGGAGGUGACAGCUCUGAAUCUGCAGUUGUCCUUUACCAUCUGAAAACAGUAUCCAGCAGAAUCUAACCUGGAGCAGAAGAAACGCCAGGGCAGGACAGGACAUGGAGGAAGUAAGGUAUGAACUGGACCGGAUCUGUGUGCUUGCUCUGAACACGGGAAGGCCAGCCACACGUGUGUCCUGGGGAGAGCUCCCCCAGGUCGAAGGCUUAGCUCAUAACCAAGCUGUCUGCAGUGGGGAAGCGCGUGAAGCUGCUGAGCUGCGGGCUGGCCUCGUAAAUGCUGGCGUUUCCACAUACGGCCGGCCCGCGGUACCCGCAGGCACUGGUUCCAGGAGCCUCCCAGAAACCAACAGCCACGACAAUCAGGGCCCUGGCCGUUUGCAUCUCGCCCCUGCUCGGGCCCCACAGAAUUUCAGCAUCUCUAAUACACAGUAAAGGUUAUGUAAAUAGUUGUAAAUUCUAUGUAAGUGCUGGUGUGCAGCAAAUUCAAGCUUCCAGUUUUGAAACUUUGUGGAGUUUUUUACCCCCUAGGUAUUUUCAGUCCAUGGCUUGUUUAAAAUGUGCAUAAUGAGGGCUGAUGACAUAUUUUAUAGACAUUUCUGAGACCCACCUCUGCUUCACAUGAUGAGACUGCCUUUUCCUACAGUUUUCUAAAUAAAACACCACAACGUGGGUCUGUCUGCUU
Phacochoerus africanus (Common warthog) is the source of this 4036-nucleotide messenger RNA. RefSeq names its product M-phase phosphoprotein 8 (gene MPHOSPH8). NCBI's taxonomy places the organism in Eukaryota, Metazoa, Chordata, Mammalia, Artiodactyla, Suidae. Gene Ontology annotation, cellular component: cytoplasm; nucleus. The transcript is spliced from 14 exons. The record is from RefSeq and is a predicted model, not a curated record. Gene Ontology annotation, molecular function: protein binding. The coding region runs from base 140 to 2701 and encodes 853 amino acids.